AUGGAGGCCGCCAAGAAGUUUCACCAUCCAUACGAGCCCUACGACAUCCAGCUUCAGUUCAUGCGCACGCUAUACGAUUGCAUCGAACAAGGCAAAGUCGGUAUAUUCGAGUCUCCGACUGGUGAGGAUCUUCCAUUACAACCUAGAUUGAGCGGUAAAUCUCUGAGCCUGGCAUGUGGCUCUUUGACAUGGCUACGCGAUCACAAGAGAAAGGAGUUUGAUGAGAGUAUAGCUGCUAUCGAAGGAGAACUUCAAGAUGACGAUGAACCAGAAUGGAUGGUUCAACAUUCUCGAGAAGAGAAGAAGAACCAAGUUGUUCAAGCACGAGCAGAGCUAGAAGUAAAACUCGAAAAGAUCCGUCAACACGAACGUAAGAUCCGAGACAGACAGGAGAAUGGUCCACCAUUGACCAAGAAACGCAAACUCGACGACUCUGGCAACGAUGUCGAUGCUGUUGACGAUGAGCAAUUCGCCCUCGAUGAAUACGAGAGUGAUGAUGAAGGCAUCAAAUCCAAAGCCACUGGAGGAGAUGCAGCUCUGGGACUGUCAAAAGAAACACAAGCACUAAUGCAGAAGCUUGGAUAUGGUCUUUCUGCCCUGCCGAAAGCAGAAGAUGUCGAAGCAGAAGAUGAGCUGAAGAUCUACUUUUGCUCACGCACGCAUUCUCAGCUCUGUCAAUUUGUCAACGAACUGCGCAGAAUCGACUUGCCCGCUGCUAUCCCCGCAGUGCAAGAAGAAGUCAAGAAAAAGGCGUCACUUCACGAGGAGUUGAAGCAUCUUUCCUUGGGCUCGAGAAAGAACCUUUGCAUCAAUAGCAGAGUCUCUUCUUUGAAGACUGUGACUGCAGUCAAUGAGAAAUGUCUGGAGUUACAGGACGCAAAGACACCGAAAGAGAAGAAGUGUCAGUUUAUGCCGAACAAGGAGAAUGAAGGCACGGUGCUUGAUUUCCAGCAUCAUGCUUUGGCGAAGAUACGGGACAUUGAAGAUCUGGGUGCUUUGGGCAAGAAGUUGGGUGUGUGUCCUUACUAUGCCACUCGUCCGGCAGUCAAGCCUAGUGAGAUUGUCACGCUACCAUACCCACUUCUCCUCCAAAAGACAGCCCGAGAAGCGCUAGGUCUAUCGCUAAAGAACCACAUCGUCAUCAUCGAUGAAGCACACAAUCUCAUGGACGCAAUCUCUGGCAUCCACACCGUAGAAGUCAGCUUGCAACAACUUCAACUCGCCCGCGCUCAACUAACCACAUACCUGCAACGCUUCCGCAACAGACUAAAAGGUAAGAAUCGUGUCUAUGUCACUCAAGUGGUGCGUUUGCUCGACUCCAUCACCACUUUCUUGCAAGCACUGGAUCACAAGGAAGGAGGUGAAGGCGUUGUGCAAGCUACUGAGCUACUCAAAGGCAAAGGUGUAGAUCAGAUCAAUCUUUAUAAAUUAAUGCAUUACUUGCAGGGAAGCAAGUUGGCUAGGAAAGUCGAAGGCUAUGUUUCUCUGGAACAGCAGAAACAGCAAGGGCUGAAUAAUACAGGUGCUGGAAAGGAAGUUACGGUGCCGGUGCUUACGCAUAUCACGAAUCUGUUUAUGGUAUUGACGAAUCCGGCCAGAGAAGGUCGAUUGUUCUAUACGGCUGCAGAAGACAAGACGCAGACAAAGGUCAAGUACAUGUUACUAGACCCAUCCGAGCACUUUCGCGAAAUUGUCGAGGAAGCAAGAGCAGUGAUCUUGGUAGGUGGAACCAUGUCACCCAUGUCAGACUACCUAACUCAACUAUUCCCCUACCUCGACAGCACACUCAUCACAACCCUCUCCUGCGGCCACGUAAUCCCAACCUCCAACCUCUUCGUCAGCCCCAUAACUUGCAGCCCCCAAAACACCGACCUAAACUUUACUUUUGCAUCCCGAAACUCGACGAGUACAAUAACAGCAUUGGGAGAAAGUAUACUCAGACUUUUACCGCACAUUCCACACGGCUGUGUAGUUUUCUUCCCCAGCUACGCCUACCUCGAAAAAGUUGUUUCUCACUGGCAGGCCACCCCCUCCCCCUCUACACAAUCCCUCUGGUCACGUCUGCAGGGCAUAAAACCUCUAUUCAAGGAAUCUCAAAAUACAGGGACUGAAGAACUACUCUCUGCCUAUACUUCUUCCGUAAGCGAUACUGCAGAUGGGGGAGCGCUUUUGUUUGCAGUAAUAGGCGGAAGAUUAAGUGAAGGGAUUAAUUUCUCGGAUAGGCUGGGGAGAUGUGUGAUGGUCAUUGGGUUACCCUAUGCAAACCCAAAUACUGCAGAACAAAAGGCAAAAUUGGCUUAUGUGGAAGAAAAAGCUGCUGCUGCUGCUGCUGCUGCUGCUUCUGCUUCUGCUGCUGCUUCUGCUUCUGCCUCUGCAACCUCUGCCUCUGCCUCUUCCACUGCAUCCACGUUUUCUGGAGGAAGGAUGGUAACAGGGGCAGCAGCGAGAGAAUACUCAGACAACGCGUGUAUGCGUGCUGUCAAUCAAGCGAUUGGAAGAGCUGUGAGACAUAAAGGGGAUUGGAGUGCCAUCUUACUGUUUGACACUAGAUAUGCUCAGAAAAGGAUACAGGAGAAAUUGCCUGGGUGGAUAGAAGCGAGUCUAGGGGAUGGGAGUAGGGCUCGAGGGUUUGGAGAGGUGGAAGCAGGUCUGAAAGCUUUUUAUGCUGGAAAAAAGGCAGAGAACUAG
Aureobasidium subglaciale EXF-2481 is the source of this 2688-nucleotide messenger RNA. RefSeq lists its product as uncharacterized. The coding region runs from base 1 to 2688 and encodes 895 amino acids. Gene Ontology annotation, biological process: nucleobase-containing compound metabolic process; establishment of sister chromatid cohesion. Gene Ontology annotation, molecular function: hydrolase activity, acting on acid anhydrides, in phosphorus-containing anhydrides; ATP binding; DNA binding. The record is from RefSeq and is a predicted model, not a curated record. The transcript is spliced from 5 exons. Lineage: Eukaryota; Fungi; Ascomycota; Dothideomycetes; Dothideales; Saccotheciaceae. Gene Ontology annotation, cellular component: nucleus.